This is a messenger RNA of Momordica charantia (bitter melon), 4008 nucleotides long. It is a transcript of the gene POLGAMMA2, whose product is annotated as polymerase gamma 2. Gene Ontology annotation, biological process: DNA-templated DNA replication; double-strand break repair. Gene Ontology annotation, molecular function: DNA-directed DNA polymerase activity; DNA binding; 3'-5' exonuclease activity. The record is from RefSeq and is a predicted model, not a curated record. Lineage: Eukaryota; Viridiplantae; Streptophyta; Magnoliopsida; Cucurbitales; Cucurbitaceae.
GUUUCUCUCAUCACACCACAAGGGUUUAACCUUGAGCCUCUUCUGCUCCGGCUGGCUAUCCCCUCUGCCAUGGCCGUGCUCUUCACUGCUCCACUCUCACACCCACUUGUCUGAAACCACAGAUAAAAGCCCUUAGAACUUUGGGAUUUCUCUGGGUUUUGCCCCCAACACUUCAAAACGGCUCCUUCUAUAAGCAACUGCGGGGGCAAGCUCGGCAGAGUUGCAGAGAUGAUGACUUUGGGGGUCUCCACCACCCAAGCCUCUUCGUUGAGAACUUCUUGGCCUUCAUAUUUCUUUCUAUGGCGCUCCAAUUCUGUUUCUAACUCUUCUAUAUCCAUUUGCGCCUCCUCCAAGGCUCUGUACAGGUCUGAAUUUAGCUCCAUGAAGAGUGGUGAUGGUGCGUCUCCAACUCUGAAUAUGUUUCAUGCUUCAAUUCAGUGUAGAAAAAGUUCAUUCUUGAGCACCAAUUCACUUGUUGAAACUAGACAAUAUGACAAUGAAAGGGCGUUUCUCUCUGAUGUAAAUGCUUGGUCUAAAAGUACAAUGCAGAUAAAGCAAGAGAAGCACUUUAGGUUUAUGGAAUCUGGGAUCCUGACAAAGAGUGACGAGGAAAAGCUAAGAAAAAUGGAAAAUCUCGUUGGCUAUGGGACUGCGCAUUCUUAUAACCGUCCUCAAUAUUCUAAGGUUCAGUGUUUCAAUGCUAAUAAGGAUUCUGAUUGUAUAAACCCUGAAACUAAUAGGUUAUCAGAUGGAUUCAGGAAACAAGAACCUAUGAAUUUUGAACGAAGUGUGAGUGCUGCAACUAUAGAUAGGAAGACAGAUAGUGAUAGGGGACCUUCUAUUAAGACAUUCAAGGUUUCACGUGGUGAAUGCAAUGGUGACAUUGAUUCUUUUUCUGGGGGCCGGACUAUGAACAAGCCUGAAAAUAAUGAUUUGCAUAAUCAACUUGUUCCUAUGCGAAGUAACAAAAGGUAUACCAUUUCUCAAAAUGGAAAGGGAUCAAUUUCGCAUCAUGCACCAAAUGUUUCUCCUAAUGGCAGAAAGCAAAAUAUCUCUACAGGAAAGGUGAAUAAUGUACCAAAAUCUUUGAAAUUUAUUGAAGCUUCUAAUGAGAUAAAGAGAGGUGUGGACGUGGAAGAAUUUUCUGAAAUAACCAUUAAUGGAACUGGCACCAAGAUGAUGGAAGCACAAGCAAAUGAUCAUAAGCCAGAUAUAAAGGAGAGGCUGAAUUCUGUAUAUGAUAGCGUGCUUGUUGUUGAUAGUGUAUCUGCAGCAAAGGAAGUUGUUUCAAUGCUUACUACUAAGUACAAGAAUCUUGUGCAUGCUUGCGAUACUGAGGUGGCCAAGAUUGAUGUGAAGCAAGAAACACCCGUUGACCAUGGUGAAAUAAUAUGCUUCAGUAUUUAUUCAGGACCAAAUGCAAAUUUUGGGAGUGGAAAGUCUUGCAUCUGGGUUGAUGUUCUUGAUGGUGGCGGUAAGGAAAUUUUGCUUCAAUUUGCACCAUUCUUUGAAGACCCUUUGAUCAAAAAGGUCUGGCACAACUACAGCUUUGACAAUCACAUUAUUGAAAAUUAUGGGAUUAAGGUUUCUGGCUUUCAUGCUGACACCAUGCACAUGGCACGGUUAUGGGAUUCAUCAAGGCGAGCUAAUGGUGGAUAUUCCCUUGAAGCCCUUUCUGGCGAUGUAAAGGUCAUGUCCGGUGCUAAAUUGGGCCAUGAAAAAGAAUUGAUUGGAAAAGUAUCCAUGAAAACUAUCUUUGGCCGGAAGAAGAUGAAAAAGGAUGGAUAUGAAGGCAAACUUACAGUCAUCCCUCCUGUUGAAGAACUUCAACGUGAAGAACGGAGACCAUGGGUAUCUUAUUCUGCAUUAGAUUCUAUAUGCACGCUGAAGCUUUAUGAGAGCUUGAAAAACAAACUAUCUAAUAUGCCAUGGGAGAGAGAUGGAGAAAUGAUUCCCGAUAAAACCAUGUUCAAUUUUUAUGAAGAAUAUUGGCAACCAUUUGGUGAACUUCUUGUCAAAAUGGAAACUGAGGGCAUGCUGGUUGAUCGGGCAUAUCUUGCCGAGAUAGAAAAAUUGGCCAAAGCAGAACAAGAGGUUGCUGGUAACAGGUUUCGUAAUUGGGCUUCAAAGUAUUGCCCUGAUGCCAAAUACAUGAAUGUAGGAAGUGAUGCACAAGUGCGCCAAUUGCUCUUUGGUGGCACUCUCAACAGUAAGAAUCCCGAUGAGAGUCUUCCAGCUGAAAGGACAUUCAAAGUUCCAAAUAGUGAAAAUGUCAUUGAAGAAGGGAAGAAAACUCCUGGUAAAUUUCGGAAUAUUACUUUACAGAGCAUUCUGAAGGACAAGGUUCUUUCAACUGAAAUGUACACAGCAUCUGGUUGGCCGUCAGUAAGUGGGGAUGCUCUGAAGAUCUUAGCGGGCAAGGUCUCCGCAGAAUUUGAUGACUUUACUGAUGCCCAUGAUGACUUACAGUCUGAUAAUGAGGUUGACAAUGAUUCUGAGACAAUGCCUCAUGGGGAAAACAAAAAGCCCGUUAUUCAUGAAAGUGCAAAUAUGUCUGAUUAUGGAACUGCUUUUGAAGCAUUUGCAUCAAAGGAGGAGGGCAGGGAAGCCUGUCAUGCCAUUGCUGCCUUAUGCGAAGUCUGCUCUAUUGACUCUUUGAUAUCAAAUUUCAUCCUUCCCUUACAGGGAAGUAAUAUAUCUGGUAAGAAUGGACGUGUCCAUUGUUCUCUAAAUAUCAAUACAGAAACUGGCCGCCUCUCAGCUCGGAGACCAAAUUUGCAGAAUCAACCAGCUCUGGAAAAGGACCGGUAUAAGAUCCGUCAGGCAUUUAUAGCUGCACCUGGAAAUUCCCUCAUUGUUGCCGAUUACGGUCAGUUGGAACUUAGGAUUCUCGCUCAUCUGGCCAAUUGUAAGAGCAUGCUAGAAGCCUUUAAAGCUGGGGGAGAUUUCCAUUCUAGAACCGCAAUGAAUAUGUACCCUCAUAUUCGUAACGCUGUUGAAAAAGGAAGCGUGCUUCUUGAGUGGGAUCCUCAACCAGGUGAAGAUAAACCUCCAGUUCCAUUGUUGAAGGAUGCCUUUGGUUCUGAAAGAAGGAAAGCUAAAAUGCUUAAUUUUUCCAUUGCAUAUGGCAAAACCCCUGUUGGCCUUUCCAAGGAUUGGAAGGUUACUGUGGAGGAAGCAAGGCAGACGGUUGACUUGUGGUAUAAUGAAAGAAAAGAGGUUCGAAUUUGGCAAGAACUUCGAAAGAAAGAAGCCGAUGAGAAAUCGUGCGUUCGCACAUUGCUGGGACGAGCUCGUCGCUUUCCUUCAAUGAAGCAUGCUACUCGUGCCCAAAGAGGGCAUAUAGAAAGAGCUGCUAUCAAUACUCCUGUGCAGGGUAGUGCUGCUGAUGUCGCCAUGUGUGCCAUGUUGGAAAUAUCUAACAAUUCAGGUUUGAGGGAACUUGGAUGGAGGCUGCUUUUGCAGGUCCAUGAUGAAGUGAUCUUGGAAGGACCGACCGAGUCUGCAGAGGUUGCUAAGGCCAUUGUUGUCGAGUGCAUGUCGAAACCCUUCAGUGGAAAGAACAUUCUCAACGUCGACCUUGCGGUGGAUGCCAAGUGUGCACAAAACUGGUAUUCUGCCAAAUAGAUUUCACCAAAAAAAGUUUUCCAACCAAACUAACGUACAUCAAGCAACCAUCAGUUCAACUCUGGAUUCCUUUCAUGUUUCUGUUGGGUGGCUGAUGUGAAAUUUUCCCCACGUUGAUCCUCUCCUCCUUGAUGUGAUAAUAGUUCAGCCAAAUGGGGCUGGCUUGUGAGGAAUGAAUGAUAUGAUUCCACACCUCUUGGGGGCAAUUCUGUAAUUUACAUGUCUGAAGGUAGGCCUGUUCUUCUGUGUAUAGUAAGGUUUUUGGGUUUUCGGGAGAAAUUUUUUGUGAAGAGUUUUCUAUGUAACUCGAUUCUCCAAGUGUAAUAUUUUGUAAUGGAAUCUCUCUUUGUCAAUAUAACCAAUUAUCAUGUUAUUUUCAGA